AUGCAGAAUAACAUUGAACAAGGCUCGGACGAAAAAGAGCGUGCAGUUCAGGCGAGUAAAAAAAUCUUGCAAAUGGUCGUCACGAACUGGAAAACAUAUACUCCAAAGCGGCACAUGCGCAAACGGCUCAAGAAUUAUCAAGAGCAACAAUUGAAGGAAAUUCCUGGGGCUUCCAAAAAGACUGGUACCGUCAUGCAUGCGGCGCUGACCACUGAGAUCGACAGCGAAGAUUAUAAAGUGGACGGGCGAACCAUGGAGACGGGAAUGCGUGUUCGAAAUCACGCAUUAAUACAUUACAUCGCGAAGUUGGCCGUCUCCAAUCACGAUAAUGAUACUUUUGAUUUCGAAUUCGUUCAGAGUUUGCUCAAGAACGGUGCGGAUAUAAAUGCGACUGAUAAAUACGGUCAGACUGUGUUUCAUGAAGUAGCCAGAUCGUGGCACGCUGAUGUCGCCGAGUUUUUGAUAACAAAUGGUAAGGUAGUGAAUCCUACUGGUACUAAACACCUGGGGCCGGUUGUAUAAAAAAGUGAUUAAAGUUAACUAUAGUUAGUGGAAACGUCAUCCAAUAAGAAGCGCGUAUUUGAGAGUUAAUCGCUAUUUAACUACAAAAUAGUGAUUAAAAAGUGAUUAAGUGUUUUAUACAACCGGCCCCAGAUGUGACAUGUUUUCACUUGUUACUCUGAACCUGCAAUACGCUUAUUACAAUCGAAGCAUUAAAAUUUUUAGUAAGAUGCCCAAAAUCUUGUAGUGGAGUCUGUAUUUAUUUUUUUUCUCACAGGUGCCAACAUGAACCAGCAAGACAAAUAUGGUCGUGCACCACUGCACGUCGCUGCCGCAGUUGAUUACGUUGAGAUGGUCGAGUUCCUGGUCACCAAGGGAGCUGAUGUUAAUAUACGUACCACUGGUGAAGAACAAACACCCAUCCAUUUUGCAGCCAAGAAUGACGCUUGUAAAAGUUUGAAGGCUUUGAUCGCUUAUGGAGUGGACGUUAGUUGUAGAGAUUAUCACGAGAGGACACCUCUACAGGUUGCGCAUUGUUUCUGCUUCAGUUUUACCUUAUAUCUAAACCUGGUUACUUUUGGCACUAUAUACCAUCGGUUAUUUUUGCAUGGUAUACUCUUUCCCUCUGGAAAAUGAUGGCUCACAUCUCCUAAGGCCAGAAUCUGAUAUUUAGUUCUCUAAAUAUGUGGCUGAAUGGGAAGUUCCAAGACUUAUUCAAAACUCAUUAAUAAUUCAUGAGGAAAACACAAAGAAAAAUCAUAAGCGUGUCGUAUCUUUAUAUGUGAUACAGAUUUCCCUUGAUUUACAUAAACUUUAACUUUGAUUUUCUCGACUUACACAACGAAUUUUUUGAAAAUUACUUCGCCAAUGAAGUUACUAGAUCGAUCGUUUUUGAAGCGAUUUAAAACAUUCGCAAAGGCCGCAGUGCGAUCAGACAUAAAGAUACUUGGCUUCGCCUCGUAUCUUUAUAUCUGAUAAAACACUGCUGCUCAUGUUUUAAAUUGACAUAAAAUGAGCAGAGUUCUAAAAGUGGGUUUAGUCCAAAAGCUUUAGGGAAGAUGUGGAAUUAACAAACCCGAAACGUGACCAAGCAGCCUAUAUUAUAAAAUUAUAGAUUUUCAAAAGUGAGUAUUUAUCGAUCACGGGAAGAUGCGCGGCCAGGAUUAUACAUAAUAACGUUCUCUGGCUAGAUAUUUUUAUUUACGAGCUUUCAGCGCUAUCAGAUCGAUAGCCUUCAACACGUAAACGAAUCUAAAUUACAGUGAUAAGAAUGUAUGUAACAACAUAUAUAACACAGGAAUAGCGCAGGCGAUUAAUUAAUAGAAACAUCUAGUUACUAGUGUUAUUGUUUUUGAAGAAAAUAGAAUAUUGUUGCGGAAAUGGUUUCGAGUUAUUAACAAUAGCAUGCAGUGCGUCAUGAUUCUAAAGUUUUUCUAAUGCUCUUAUUUCUUUUAUCGAUAAUAUGCCCGUUAUCAAAGUCGAUUCUAUACGAGCAAUUACUCCAUGCAUGUUUGGCUACGUUUGAAUUUUUUUCAUAGUUCUUAACAUCCCAAAUGUGUUAUUUCUUCCAUGUUUCGAAUGAAUGUUUUGCCAAUGUAGUCCCAUAGGCAAUCUCCGCAAUUCAGUUGAUAAACUACAUUAGUUUUAUUUAUCUCGGGAACUCCGUAUUUGGAUGAAGGGAACAGUUGUUUUAGGGUUCGUAUAGGUUUAUUGUAACUCUGAUGUCGUAUUUUUGUCGAAUUCAUAUGUGAGCGGUUCUGUGAUCUCUCGUAUGCAUGGUAAAACUGCAUACGGGCUAAGUGAGGUUUGUGAUUCAACUAGUCUGUGGAGUUCUACUUAUCUGACGAGUUCUUCCCGCGGCUAUAAUCAGGUAGCUUUGACUUUUCAGUUUUUGCUAUAAUCUCUUUGGGGAUACCGUUGUGCUUCAGUUCCGUCGUUCUAGCUGUCUUCUGUGUUGCUUAGUUCUUGUCAUAAUGAGAUUUGUAUUUGAGAUAUCUGUCAGUAUGGGUUUUUUUAUAUGAACUGUGACGUAGAUUUUGUUGUUUCGUCGGAUGGUUAAUAUGUCAAGGAAAAGUAGUUCUUCAUGUUCGACUGUGAAUGAUAUAUUUUGGGUCAAUAGAGUUAAAUGUAUAGUGAAAUUUGUUUACAGAGAUGUUGCUCUUUCUAUCGCUUGUUUUUCAAUUUCCUUUGUACACAAGUCAGCAACCACCAGACGGAUGGGGCUAGCCGUAAAAUUCAUUGAGGAGAUUUCCCAUGCAUGGAACUACAUUGGUAAAAAAGAACGUUCAUUCGAAACAAAAGAGAAAGAACACAUUUGUGAUGUUAAAUAUUAUGAAAAAAAGUUCAAACAUAACCAAACAUACAUGGAUCAACACCUUUGAUGACAGGAAUAUUAUCGACACAAGAAAUAAGAGGAAUAGAAUAAAAUUGAGAAUUGGUUAUAAAAUUGAGAAUGGUUACCCACGGCAUUUCAUAGAUAAUGCUAUGAAAACGCCACAAAGUAUACAGCAGAAGAUUGAGUAUCAGUCGUCUGUUUGUCUACCAUACAUUGGCCCGGCUUCACACAAAAUCGAAAGAAUUUUGAGGAAUGAAGCAGGUAUAAAGGUAUACCAUUCCAGCGAAAACAAAUUGUUUCGAGCUCUUUGCACACAUAAGGACAAUGUAAAUGAAUCUCAGAAACCUGGUGUGUACCGCAUUCCUUGUGAAUGUGGUCUGGUUUACAUUGGUGAAACUGGUCGAAAUCUCUCGGUACGUCUUAAGGAACACAAGACGAAUUGCGAGAAAGCCGAGCAAGAUAAAUCUGCUGUGGCUAAACAUACUUGGACUUACGACCAUCGUAUAAAAUGGGACGAAGCAACCAUUCUGGCGAUUGAUAGUCACAAGUUCUCUCGCAAAAUGAGAGAGUCAAUUGAAAUUGAGAAGCACAAUACUAUAGAUCAGGAGGGAAAGCCACUAGAUAGUACGUGGCGUGCUCUCUUUAAUGUGCAAAAUUAAUUUCUCUUGUCUUGGAUGCGCGCGCGUUAAUUGGAAUCACUUCACUACGUUUGGAAUGACGUGGUUGAUGUGCCGUUUAAUUAAAUUUCAAAUGACGCGAGCCAACAGAUCACGACACUUUUGUAUAUAAAAGAGCGUGUGAAUUAAACAAGUCACAUAUUAUUAGCACUGAUGAAGAUCCGGGCUUACGGAUCGAAAGCUUUGCAGUAAUAAAUUUACGUGGUGUUUUCACAAACAAAACCUAUUAUAUUUUAUCACCAUGCAAACAUACAAAGAACUUAUUAGGAAUAGAAUAACUUUAGAAUCAUGGCACACUGUAACGACGCAGACAAAUAACUCAAAACUACUUCAACAAUACUCUGUUAUCUUGCUAUUCUUGUAUUAUAUAUAUUGCUAUAUUCUUAUCACUGUAAAUUAUAUUCUUUCACCUGUUUUAGGUUAUAGAUCGCCUAAGAUCGGAUAGCCGAAAGCUCGUAAAUAAACAUAUCUAGCCAGAGAACGUUGUGAUGCACAAAUCAAAUUUCACUCCCAAAACGCAGAAAUAUUUCUCAUUCUGGACUUCCACAAUUUAAAAUGUGCUGCAAAAACAUGCCCCAGAACGCACACACAAUACUCACUAGCCUUUCAGGUAUCCAAUAAUAUGAAUAUAAACAGCCGUACUUUACGCUGAUGAUUCAAAGGUAUACCAAAGUGCGUAAGAUUCUUGGUUUCCUGCUACAAUAAAUCGAAAAAGGGGAAGGCCCUUAUUGGAAUUUAAGAGGAACAGUUUAGUUAAAAAAGCUAGUUUGAUUUUUCUUCUAAUUUUAUGCCUUUUCAAUUCCUAGCUCGCUGCAGCGAUGAGUAGAUCAAAAGCUGCUCGAGAGUUGAUCGACCUUGGUGUCCCGGCAGGCGUCUACGACAAGGAUGGGGAGAUGGCCGUCUCUUUGCUCGUUAUUAAAAUGCCAGAUGUCGCCAAACUUGCUUUGGAUCAGUUUUACUCCGAGGAUCACAUCAACAACAAGCGAUAUUACUUCCUGAACUAUUUGGAAGGCAGCCGUGUGGUUAAUGGGCGAUCCUCAGCCCGCACCCCCCUGGAAGCUGCUGUGGUCAGCAAUAGCGUAAAUAUAAUCAUGCAUCCCGUUAUGCAAUGCCUGAUUGUGACGAAGUGGGAAAGGUUUGGUCGGCGUUGGGCGUGGUUUGAAUUCGUCUUGACCAUGGUCUCUGCAAUAAUCUGGACCACUAUGGGUGUGACCUUACCUUUAGAUCAUAACUCAUUGUAUAAUCCACCUCGUGAAAAGUGGUGGCGAAUGGUUUUAGCUUGCAUAGCACUCCUGCUAACUUUCUACGAAUUGCUAAGGCAGGUUGUUAUGACAAUCCGCACCAAUCGUUCCCUAAUACAAUGGAAGAAUUAUCGCGAGAAAUCGUUGUCGCGUGAUAAACCCUACUGUCAUCCGCAAUGGCCCGACGAAGCAAAGUACGUUGACAGUGAAAUAAAGAGCGUCCACGAGCACCGUUGGCUUGCAACGCACGAUCGUUGGGUAUACAUGGACUGGUUGGCACUUUCCCUCAUCGUUGCCUCGGCAAUUUCCCACGUGGUGUUCUUCUGGCAAGGCACGCAGGAGGCACACACUGUUCACGUGCGUAUUAUGUGCGCGCUCUUGAUUAUCAUCUGGGUGCGUAUACUGAAAUUCGUGCGACCGUUUCAAGGCACUGGUGCAUUUGUGGCGUCCUUCACCAGGAUGCUGGGUGAUAUCUUGCUCUCUUUGUUCUUGAUCGUCAUUAUAUUUCUGCCUUAUGGCUCGUGUUUUUGGAUCCUGUUUGGUGGACUCAGUCCAUCUCCUGCAGUAGGUUUCAGAACGAUGCCUGUGGUUCUAUAUGAGGUAAGUCAGCACGCAAUAUGCAAUUAUAUUGUGAUCAGACCCCCAACUGGACAUGAAAUUUUAACAAUGGGGAGCUCAGUCCUCCUGAAUUUGAGAGGUGCGCCAACAAGAUUUUAUGUUUUUAAAAACACUUCUCAUCGCAAAAACGCGACAUAGAGAAAAAAAUGCCCUUUAAAAGAAAAUGUAUUAUGUCGGGACAUAGGAAACUGUCCACAAUAGAGAGGUGCGUCUAUUGGAGAGGUCUGGGUGUACACCGUUGAAUAAUUGUAUUUACCAUGCAUACUAUUACUUAUUUCUUGUUGUUAUAUCUAGGUGUUCCAGAUGACUGUAUUAGACACUAACCACAGCAUAGAAGAAUUCUUGAAAGUGGAUCCUUUCAUGGCUAGAUUGUUAUCAUGUAGCUAUGUCUUCAUCUCAUUCGUAAUCGUCCUCAACUUAAUCAUAGCAAUGAUCACAGAUACUUUCAAACGCGUGUUCAGUCAGGCGCAAGAGCACGCCGCGAUGGAACGAGCCAAGACUAUCUUAAACAUAGAAGAUUCCAUGCGCGAGAAGUCUAGGAAGCUUUAUUGGGAAUAUAUUCGUGAUCAGUGUAGUCCGCUGACUAUGAGUCGUCUGAAUAGACAUGGUAGAACAAUAUUUUCAGAAAAGGUAUUGUAUUUUUGUUGCCUAUUAAUUAUCGCCCAUAACCUUUGAAUAUAUUUAUGAUUCACAAUAGUAGUACAUAACUGAGUAAAGGUAAUGGCUAAAAUGGAUGGACGAGGAGGUUUUUAAAAUAGUUCAAUAAUAUUAAGGUUACUUCACACGAUGAACGUGCGUUUUAGUCUAUUGGAAUUGCGCAACGAAUUUUAGGUGUAUAACUUUACCAAAUUUCCAGUGAAGAAAGCCAGGAAAAUGCUGAUUUCGAAAAUUUUUUUUGAUGGGUGUUCAGUAUAAACAUUUUCAGUAUUGGCUGACUGAAUAAAUAUAUAGGUACCUUCAUAAAAAGAUCAAAAUAUGUUUAUAGUUUACCUCAACGUUUGUCUAGAUAUCGCAAUUCGAAUCUUAAUAGGCACGGUAAAAAAUAUGUGUGCGGAAAAUUUCUCUUCUUUAGUGGUCUUUAGUGGUUUUUCUGAUAUGCCCUGAUUUUACAUUGAGUUAUUGGCAAUAAUAAUAUGACCUAGCUCAUCUUAACUGAAUAUGCAUGCGUAUAGAAUGUGCAUGCUGACAUACACAGAAUACCGCUAAAUUAUAACGUUUUUUAAACUUUUGGCAACGAUUUUCAUUUAUUGCUUGUUGGAGGGGUUAUAAAGGUACACUAAAGCAAAACAAAAGCGCAUGAAAAUCCUUGACUGAGCCCACAAUGUCAUGCAAUGAAUACGUAGCAACAUGAACAUUUUUCAGUGCAAUCUUGCUGAAAAUGUCCCGGCUAAAAAAUCAUAAUAAAAUAAAGGGACGAACCCUGAUAUAUGCAGUAUAUGAAAAAAGAAACAUAACACAAUGACUUCUGUUUAGUUUUGAGAAAGAAGUUAAUAAUAAGAUUUCUAUAAUACUUUUUGUUUCUGGAAACACCACGUAAAUUUAUUACUGCAAGGCUUUCGAUCCGUAAGCCUAGAUCUUCAUCAGUGCUAAUAUAUUCGUCAUCGCGAGACAGGCUAAUUCACACGUCCUUUAAUUUUAUAUACCAAAGUGUCGUGAUCUGUUGCGUCAUUUGAAAUAGCAUUUAAUUUUUUGUCUCUGUAAUCCAGACCAUUCGAAAUAAUGAAGAGAAUGUUUGCAUGUCGACUUGUGUCUUAGCCCGGGUUUACACUAUGACGCUACGGCUCACCAGGCCCGUAGCUGGGGGGGAGGGGGCUGGGGGGGGCAGUGCCAAGAGCACAAGUAUAGUACUUUUACAGUGUAGAAGAAUGUUCCGUUCGAUCCCAAUUUUUCUGAGCUGGAAAGGAAAACUAGCUGCUAGCACGAAAGUCAAAAUCAUCCCAACCCCUCUGUUACAUUCUUUCUGCAGUGCCCCCCCCCCCAGAAAUUGAGAGCCAGCUACGGGCUUGCGGCUCACACUCCGUUAAAUAUUUACUACGUUUCUAGUGUUGAGACUGUAUUGUAUUUACACUAUAACGGAGUUGUUUGUCGUAGCGUACUAACGAUGGACCACUACAUUUGCCACUCUGAAUACAAAUCAAUUUCGUUAAAAAUUCACUACGUUUCUUAGUAUUGUGUUUACACUAUAACGGAGUGGUUUGCUGUAGCGUAUUAACUACAGACCACUACGUUUGGCACUCCGGAUGCAAAUCACUACGAGUACUACGCUACGGUAAAUUUUCCGUGGCGUCAUGGUGUAAACGCGCCCUAAUUAAAAAUUCGUGAAAUUGAGAUGCGCGUCUUGUGUUAUACUUCCACGCGAAUUUCCAUAUUAUUUACGAAACGUAUAUAUUUAUUUCAGGUAAACAUGAACGAUCGAAUCCGAGAAACGCAUCAGCUUGUUGAAGCACGCUUCGGAAAACAGUUUGGAGAAAAUAAAAAGUCUACUAUGGAGGAUAUGAUUAAAUUUGCGAAUGAAAUCGUCACGAAUUACUCAGAAUCAAAAAAGAUGUUAGAAACAGUUUUUCUAGAGUUGAGAUUAUUAGAAGAGCUGAUAUUUCCUAAGACCAUGGUUGUAGACCAAUUUCCCGAGAAUGCAGUGGUGGACAUAGAUGCGAAAUCUAGGAAUCUCAUUCCAUCGGACGAUCAAUUCAAUUCUGGAAGUGAUACUGGGUUGAACCGUACACAACCAAUUGAAGCAUCUGUAAAACAAAGAUAUUCGACCAAAAGCGAACCAGGGGACAUAAUUAUGCAACGGAUGAAACAGAAACACAAGUCAAUGAGCAAGUCCGCAAGUCAGAUAGGAGGUCGCGACAAGUUGAAGAAAGAUCGCGGUGCGGUAAAGAAGAGGUCGAAAGGUAAGCACGUACAGUUUUAAGUUCGAACUCCUUAUUUGCGCUGCUCUGUAUAACUCUGUAUCAAAAUAAUGUACAUUUUAGAACAAUUUUUGUGCGAAUUUCAAAUCAUCAUGAUCUAUUGAGUAAGAGUAUGCGAAAUUAUUAUGCAAGACUUGUUGCGAUUCUUCCAAAACAGGACUAUUAAUGUGUAUUCAAUCAACCGCUAAGCAGAGGUUUAGUAACUCUUUGAACAACUUGCGCUUAUAGCAGGGUAUAAAAUUAUCUGAAAAUUCAAAUUAGUUAUCUCUGAAACAACAGCAUAGAAACUCAGGCUAGGGUGAUCUAAAAUUAUUAACUGCAUGGGUUCUGCGGUGUCGGGUUUCAGAUGGUGAUAUGAUUUUAGCAUGGUGAUAAUUUUUCAACGUCUUAAGCGAGUUCCAAGUUCACAAGUCUGAAUGCCUCAUUUGUAUUGUGGUAUAUUCCAUACAUUUUUCAUGUGUACUAUUAACAGGUAUAGGCAUGUUUUCUCGUGUAAUUUGGAUGAGACGAGCACUCGCAUGUUUUUGAAAGACGUCAAGUAGCACUAGUCCUUCGGACUGUUCAAUUUUUAUCGUUUUUGAAAAACUCACCAAUUGCAUUCGAAAAAAUAAUAUUACUUAUCAAACUGCAGGAAGGGAAGAGGAAUACCAAGAGAGAUAUGAAGAGAAUGCAGAUGAAGAGAGCGAUGUUGUUCGAAGGAGGAAAAGUAGAAGCAAGUCUGCUGGAAACAUCGGUAGAAUUAGACCAAAAGAAAGACACCGCAGUAAAUCUUUCUCCACCAAAGACAUUUCACGGAAGAAACACACGAGCACUCGUGAUUAUGAUGAUUAA
This is a messenger RNA of Paramuricea clavata, 9115 nucleotides long. NCBI's taxonomy places the organism in Eukaryota, Metazoa, Cnidaria, Anthozoa, Malacalcyonacea, Plexauridae. The record is from the annotation of a GenBank genome assembly.